This is a messenger RNA of Aspergillus fijiensis CBS 313.89, 5580 nucleotides long. RefSeq names its product trifunctional fatty acid synthase subunit FAS2. The coding region runs from base 1 to 5580 and encodes 1859 amino acids. Gene Ontology annotation, molecular function: 3-oxoacyl-[acyl-carrier-protein] reductase (NADPH) activity; 3-oxoacyl-[acyl-carrier-protein] synthase activity; magnesium ion binding. Gene Ontology annotation, biological process: long-chain fatty acid biosynthetic process. Lineage: Eukaryota; Fungi; Ascomycota; Eurotiomycetes; Eurotiales; Aspergillaceae. Gene Ontology annotation, cellular component: fatty acid synthase complex. The transcript is spliced from 3 exons. The record is from RefSeq and is a predicted model, not a curated record.
AUGCGUCCUGAAAUUGAGCAAGAAUUGGCCCACACCCUGCUGGUUGAGCUGCUGGCCUACCAGUUUGCCUCGCCAGUGAGAUGGAUCGAAACGCAAGAUGUCAUACUUGCAGAGAAGCGGACAGAACGGAUUGUUGAAAUUGGCCCCGCGGAUACACUGGGUGGUAUGGCAAAACGGACUCUUGCCUCGAAAUAUGAAGCAUACGACGCCGCUACCUCCGUGCAACGCCAAAUACUUUGUUAUAACAAGGAUGCGAAGGAGAUUUAUUACGAUGUCGACCCUGUGGAAGAGGAGGCAGACACUCCUUCAGAGCCCGCUGCUGGGACUCCGCCCCCGGCUGCGCAGGCCGCUGUUGCUGCUGCUCCUGUGGCAGCCGCUGCUCCGCCUAGUGCUGGACCUGCCGCAGCAAUUGAGGAUGCUCCUGUCACAGCAGUGGAUGUCCUCAGGACAUUGGUGGCGCAGAAGCUUAAGAAGAGCCUGUCCGAUGUGCCUUUGAGCAAGGCCAUCAAAGAUCUUGUCGGAGGUAAAUCCACACUACAAAAUGAAAUUCUCGGAGAUCUGGGCAAGGAGUUUGGCUCUACGCCUGAAAAGCCGGAGGAUACCCCCUUGGAUGAGUUAGGUGCAUCCAUGCAGGCCACAUUCAAUGGUCAAUUGGGUAAACAAUCCUCUUCUCUCAUUGCCCGCUUGGUAUCGUCGAAGAUGCCUGGUGGAUUCAAUAUCACUGCCGUUCGCAAAUACUUGGAGACGAGAUGGGGUCUGGGUUCUGGCAGGCAGGACGGUGUGCUCCUCCUUGCGCUUACAAUGGAGCCGGCGUCUCGUAUCGGUUCGGAACCCGAUGCCAAGGGUUAUCUUGACGAUGUGACUAAUAAGUAUGCUGCCAGUGCUGGCAUAAGUCUGUCUGCUCCCACAACUGGAGGUGAUGGCGGCGCCGGCGCCGGCGGUAUGCUCAUGGAUCCCGCCGCUAUCGAUGCCCUGACGAAGGAUCAACGCGCCCUGUUCAAGCAGCAGUUGGAACUCAUUGCUCGCUACUUGAAAAUGGAUCUGCGCGCUGGUCAAAAGGCGUUCAUCAACUCCCAAGAGACUCAGAAGACGCUGCAAGCGCAGCUAGACCUUUGGCAAGCCGAGCAUGGCGACUUCUAUGCCUCUGGCAUUGAGCCAGCGUUCGAUCCUCUCAAGGCCCGUGUCUACGACUCCUCCUGGAACUGGGCUCGCCAAGAUGCUUUGAGCAUGUACUACGACAUCAUCUUUGGAAGGCUCAAGGUUGUUGAUAGGGAGAUUGUGAGCCGUUGCAUCCGUAUCAUGAAUCGGUCGAAUCCUCUCCUUCUAGACUUCAUGCAGUAUCAUAUCGACAACUGCCCCACUGAUAGGGGUGAAACGUAUCAGCUUGCAAAGGAGCUUGGUGAGCAACUUAUUGAAAAUUGCAAGGAGGUUCUUGACGCUGCUCCUGUCUACAAGGACGUUGCUGUUCCUACCGGACCUCAAACCACUGUCGAUGCCCGAGGAAAGGUUGGUUACAAGGAAGUCCCUCGCGCCAGCGCCCGCAAACUAGAGCACUAUGUUAAGCAGAUGGCUGAAGGCGGUCCCAUCUCGGAGUACAGCAACCGCGCCAAAGUGCAAGAUGACCUACGCAGUGUCUAUAAGUUGAUCCGCAGGCAGCACCGCCUCUCCAAGUCUUCACAGCUGCAGUUCAACGCUCUCUAUAAAGAGGUUAUCCGCGCCCUGAGCAUGAAUGAGAAUCAGAUCAUUCCACAGGAGAACAGCAACGGAAAGAAGUCUGGCAGAAACAGUGUCAAGCGCAAUGGUAGCCCUCGGUCGGGCAAGAUUGAGACCAUCCCUUUCUUGCACCUGAAGAAAAAGAACGAACACGGCUGGGAUUAUAACAAGAAGCUCACCGGUGUUUACCUCGACGUUCUGGAGUCAGCAGCUCGAUCUGGUCUUACAUUCCAAGGCAAGAAUGUUCUCAUGACUGGAGCUGGUGCCGGUUCCAUCGGUGCUGAGGUGCUGCAGGGCUUGAUCAGCGGUGGUGCUAAGGUGAUUGUCACAACGAGUCGAUUCUCCCGUGAGGUCACUGAAUAUUAUCAGGCCAUGUACGCCCGCUAUGGCGCUCGUGGCUCUCAACUCGUCGUUGUGCCCUUCAACCAAGGUAGCAAACAAGAUGUCGAAGCACUGGUCGACUAUAUUUACGACAUUAAGAAGGGUCUUGGCUGGGAUCUGGAUUUCGUUGUCCCAUUUGCUGCCAUCCCGGAAAAUGGUCGGGAGAUCGACUCGAUCGACUCAAAGUCUGAGUUGGCCCACCGCAUCAUGCUCACAAACCUGCUCCGACUUCUUGGUAGCAUUAAGACACAGAAACAAACCAAUGGCUUUGAAACCCGCCCAGCACAAGUCAUCCUUCCUUUGUCUCCCAAUCACGGCACUUUCGGAAAUGAUGGACUGUACUCGGAGUCCAAGCUGGCUCUGGAGACUCUCUUUAAUCGCUGGUACUCGGAGAACUGGAGCAACUAUUUGACCAUCUGCGGUGCUGUUAUUGGCUGGACGCGCGGCACAGGAUUGAUGAGCGGUAACAACAUGGUUGCUGAGGGCGUUGAAAAGCUCGGUGUCCGCACCUUCUCACAGCAAGAGAUGGCCUUCAACCUUCUUGGUCUCAUGGCACCCGCUAUUGUCAACCUAUGCCAGCUUGAUCCUGUCUGGGCUGAUCUCAACGGCGGUCUUCAGUUCAUCCCCGAUCUCAAGGACCUCAUGACGAGGCUCCGCACUGACAUCAUGGAGACCAGUGAUGUCCGCCAAGCAGUCAUCAAGGAAACCGCCAUCGAGAAUAAGGUUGUCAACGGAGAAGACAGCGAGGUCCUUUACAAAAGAGUGGUCGCCGAGCCCCGUGCCAAUAUCAAAUUCCAGUUCCCGCAACUUCCUGACUGGGAGAAGGAUGUUCAGCCCCUCAAUGAGAACCUCAAGGGUAUGGUCAACCUUGAGAAGGUGGUUGUUGUCACUGGGUUUUCAGAGGUCGGCCCCUGGGGUAACUCCCGUACCCGCUGGGAGAUGGAGGCGUACGGCAAGUUUUCCCUUGAGGGCUGCGUCGAGAUGGCCUGGAUCAUGGGUUUAAUCAAACACCAUAAUGGUCCUCUCAAGGGCAAAGCCUAUUCAGGAUGGGUUGACGCUAAGUCUGGCGAGCCUGUGGACGACAAGGACGUCAAGCCCAAAUAUGAGAAGCACAUUCUGGAGCAUUCGGGCAUUCGAUUGAUCGAGCCUGAGCUGUUCAAGGGAUAUGAUCCCAAGAAGAAGCAACUUCUCCAAGAAAUUGUCAUCCAGGAAGAUCUUGACCCCUUCGAGGCAUCCAAGGAAACUGCCGAAGAAUUCAAGCGCGAGCAUGGUGACAAAGUUGAAAUCUUUGAACUGCCCGAAUCGGGAGAGUACACUGUGCGCCUCAAGAAGGGGGCUACAUUGCUUAUUCCCAAGGCCCUCCAGUUCGAUCGUCUCGUUGCUGGCCAGAUUCCCACUGGCUGGGACGCCAAGCGCUACGGUAUCCCAGACGACAUCAUCGAACAGGUUGAUCCAGUCACAUUGUUUGUUCUUGUCUGUACUGCGGAAGCAAUGCUCUCUGCUGGUGUCACCGACCCUUACGAAUUCUACAAGUAUGUUCACCUGUCUGAGGUCGGUAACUGCAUUGGUUCCGGUAUCGGAGGCACCCACGCCUUACGAGGCAUGUACAAAGACCGCUACCUGGACAAGCCCCUCCAAAAGGAUAUCCUGCAGGAAUCCUUCAUCAAUACUAUGAGCGCUUGGGUCAAUAUGCUUCUGCUGUCCUCUACUGGACCGAUCAAGACCCCUGUUGGUGCCUGUGCCACGGCAGUUGAAUCUGUUGAUAUCGGUUAUGAGACGAUUGUGGAAGGCAAAGCUCGCGUCUGCUUUGUUGGUGGAUUCGACGACUUCCAGGAAGAAGGAUCAUAUGAGUUUGCAAACAUGAAGGCCACCAGCAAUGCGGAAGAUGAAUUUUCCCACGGUCGUACCCCACAGGAGAUGUCGCGCCCCACUACCACCACGCGUGCGGGUUUCAUGGAGUCACAGGGUUGUGGUAUGCAACUCAUUAUGAGCGCCCAGCUGGCUUUGGACAUGGGCGUACCCAUCUACGGUAUUAUUGCCUUGACAACGACCGCCACGGACAAGAUUGGACGAUCCGUCCCCGCCCCCGGUCAGGGUGUCCUCACCACCGCACGAGAGAACCCUGGCAAGUUCCCGUCGCCGUUGUUGGAUAUCAAAUACCGCCAGCGCCAGCUUGACCUGCGUAAGAAGCAAAUCAAGGAGUGGCAAGAAUCAGAGCUGCUUUUCCUCCAGGAGGAGGUGGAGGCCAUGAAGUCCCAGAGCUCUGAGCCAUUCGAUGAGUCGGACUAUCUGCAGGAGCGGGCUCGGCACAUUGAGCGAGAAGCUGUCCGACAGGAGAAGGAUGCCCAGUUUAGUCUUGGCAACAACUUCUGGAAGCAAGACCCCCGUAUCGCCCCUCUCCGCGGCGCCCUUGCUACCUGGGGCCUUACUGUCGACGACAUUGGUGUUGCAUCCUUCCACGGUACCUCUACCGUGGCCAACGACAAGAACGAAUCUGAUGUCAUUUGCCAGCAAAUGAAGCAUCUGGGACGCAAGAAGGGCAAUGCGCUGCUGGGUAUCUUCCAGAAGUAUCUCACCGGACAUCCCAAGGGCGCUGCCGGUGCUUGGAUGUUCAACGGCUGCUUGCAGGUUCUUGACAGUGGCUUGGUUCCAGGGAACCGUAAUGCUGAUAACGUGGACAAGGUCAUGGAGAAGUUCGAUUACAUUGUUUAUCCCAGCCGUAGCAUCCAGACUGAUGGUAUCAACGCUUUCUCAGUCACAUCGUUCGGUUUCGGUCAGAAGGGUGCCCAGGUCAUUGGAAUCCACCCCAAGUACCUGUACGCAACUCUGGACCGGGCACAGUUCCAGACUUACAAGGCCAAGGUUGAGGCCAGACAAAAGAAGGCCUACCGUUACUUCCACAACGGUCUCAUCAACAACAGCAUUUUCGUUGCCAAAGACAAAGCUCCCUAUGAAGAUGCUCAACAGAGCAAGGUCUUCCUCAACCCCGAUUACCGCGUCGCGGUUGACAAGAAAACAUCAGAACUCAAGUUCCCUGCAGUCCCUCCGAAGGCUAGUGACAAGGGAACUGAAAGUACAAGAUCGAUGAUUGAGUCUCUUGCGAAAGCUAACGCCGCCGAGGACUCGAAGGUAGGUGUCGACGUUGAGAACAUUGAGGGGUUCAACAUCGAAAAUGAAACCUUCAUCGAGCGAAACUUCACUGCUAGCGAGCGAGAGUAUUGCCUGAAGGCACCAUCUCCCCGUGCAUCGUUUGCUGGUCGGUGGAGUGCCAAAGAGGCGGUCUUCAAGUCUCUGGGCGUUAGCAGCAAGGGCGCCGGCUCUCCGCUGAAGGAAAUUGAGAUCGUCACUGAUUCAACUGGUGCGCCUGUUGUCCAACUUCAUGGUGUUGCUGCUGAAGUUGCCGAGCAGGCUGGUGUCAAGCAAGUCAGUGUUAGCAUCAGCCACAGUGAUACGCAGGCUGUCGCGGUUGCUGUGUCGAGAUUCUGA